AUGAUCGAAGGAAGCAAAGAUAAAUCUCAAAAAGUGGCGGCAAAUACUGUGCAGGACGAAGGAGAUGAAGUGGUGAAUGAAGCGGUGAUUACAUGGGAUGGGACUGGACAGAGCUUAGAUGCUGUAAUUAAUCAUCAAAUGAUCGAUUCUUCUACUACGUCAUUGUAUUCAUCUGAAGCUGUAAACUGCUCAUUUUGUAAAACUGGCAAAGAAAAACCAUGCCAGAACACCACAUCACUUCGAGAAGGACUUCAUCUUUUCAAUCAGUUUAUUGAUGCUUCGGACAAAAUACCAGUUGAUGAAAUCUUUAGUCUUGGAUUAGAUACAAUUAAUACUUUCGUGCAGUACUACUCGACUUAUGCUUUGACAAGAAUUAUUCCGUUAUCAAGUACAAAACAAAUCGAUGUACUGAAAUCAAAAGGACUGCUGGAAAAUCUUAAAACUGUACUGUGCUGUUCUUUUCUGUUCAUCCUGCAAGAGGCAACUGAACUUUGUUCAAAAAUGGCUCUCAAAAGCCCUUCCUUGCGCGAUGAUGUUGUAAUAUGUGGCUCACUACGAAUAGGAGAAUUUGUAUCAGGCCGAUUUAAUUCAUUACCUGUUGAAUUCUCACAAACUGUUGCAACUCAUUUUAAAUAUUUAUGCCAUCACAAGCCGAUUCCAGAAUACAUUUCGAUCACCAUUACUUCUUACAUUCGUAGUCUACUAUUGCACGAGGUUUGCUAG
Thelazia callipaeda (thelaziosis nematode) is the source of this 723-nucleotide messenger RNA. NCBI's taxonomy places the organism in Eukaryota, Metazoa, Nematoda, Chromadorea, Rhabditida, Thelaziidae. The record is from the annotation of a GenBank genome assembly.